Molecule: messenger RNA, 4657 nt
Organism: Ictalurus punctatus (channel catfish)
Lineage: Eukaryota; Metazoa; Chordata; Actinopteri; Siluriformes; Ictaluridae
Product: mucin-5AC
Exons: 3
Coding region: 123-4397 (1424 amino acids)
Source: RefSeq, a predicted model, not a curated record
GUGACCAGGUGAAACUAAUUAUAUAAGUAGCAUGUUUAGGGUGGUGGUGGCUAUAGUAUUUGGGCAAAGUGUAGAUUUUAUGUUAGUAGUGGGGCCUCCUUUUGGUAAUCUUCUUUUGAGAUAUGUCAUGGGCAAUGAAGGGGCUCCAUCUAAUUUUCAUUGCUUUGGUUCUUUGGAGAGAUACAAGUGGAUUCGGAGUGUGGAAUACAACCUCUGUUGUUGAUUGGCAAGCUGGACGCUCUAAUGCAACAUGGAACCAAAAUUUUCACUUCGCUACGCCUGUUCAAGCUUUGGAGCUACUGUCCAGAAAAAGUGCAAAUGGAAAUGUUGACGGAGGAAAUUCUAGUAGUUUCAGUUAUACUUCAGAAGUCCAAACUGCUCAACAGGAUUCUAGUUUUGUUCAGUCUUCUGGUGGUGCUGCUCAAGGUAAACCUGUACUAAAUGCUCAAGGUCAAGCAACUCCCAUGGUUCAACCGCAGGACAACUUGAUGACUCAGUCCUCAAGGCUCUAUUGGUUUGAAUCUCUCAAGCCUGAAAACUGUGGCACUUUGCUCUCUCAAUCUUGGCCUCAAAAAGGUCAGAAUAACGGUGGAUUCCAAAGACCAUCCAGGUUCCAGUUUGGAGGCACUGCAAACCAGACAUCUGGAUCCCAGACCCAGUCGUCAUACCAGCCUAGCACCACAACACAGGUUCAGACAGGCGAGUCUAUUGCCCAGCCUGAGUCUUUCGGAGCUUCAGCUUCAUAUCCAAGUCAAACCUCUGGCAUGUACUCUGUUGUACAGGGUCCUCUGAUUGCAUCCUCUUCCCAAAUGCCUGGGUUCCACAUCCAGUCAUCAUACCAGCCUGGCACCACAACACAGGUUCAGACAGGCCAGUCUGCGUCUACAUCUCAGGCUCAGUCCUCUGGUGCGUCAACGUUGUAUCAAGGGAUUAGCUCUGGCAGGUAUCUGACUUCACUGGGUCAUAUAAUUCCAUCCUCCUCCCAGUCUGUGGUCACUACAAACCAGACAUCUGGAUCCCAGACCCAGUCAUCAUACCAGCCUAGCACUACAACGCUCCUUCAGACAGGCCAGCCUGUUCUUCCUCAGAGUCAGCCUUCGGGAGCUUCUGCUUCAUAUCCAAGUCAAACCUCUGGCGUGUACAAUAUUGCACAGCGUCCAUUGACUGCAACCCUUUCCGAAAUACCUGGGUUCCACAUCCAGUCAUCAUACCAGCCUGGCACUACAACACUGCUUCAGACAGGCCAGUCUGCGUCUACAUCUCAGGCUCAGUCCUCUGGUGCAUCAACAUUGUAUCAAGGAAUUAGGAGGAAUGUGACUUCUCUGGGUCAUGGCUUUCCAUACUCAACCCAGUCUGUGGUGACUGCAAACCAGACAUCUGGAUCCCAGACCCAGUCAUCAUACCAGCCUGGCACUACAACACUGCUUCAGACAGGCCAGUCUGCUCCUACAUCUCAGGCUCAGUCCUCUGGUGCAUCAACAUUGUAUCAAGGAAUUAGGAGAAAUGUGACUUCUCUGGGUCAUGGCUUUCCAUACUCAACCCAGUCUGUGGUGACUGCAAACCAGACAUCUGGAUCCCAGACCCAGUCAUCAUACCAGCCUGGCACCACAACACUGCUUCAGACAGGCCAGUCUGCUUCUACAUCUCAGGCUCUUGGCAGCCCUGGAGCUGCACCUUCAGGACAUGCUAAAUGGUACACCAUUGUACAAGGUCAGACAAUUCCAUCUUCUCAAGCGUCUGAAUCCCAGACCCAGUCAUCAUACCAGCCUAGCACUACAACACUGCUUCAGACAGGCCAGCCUGUUCUUCCUCAGAGUCAGCCUUCGGGAGCUUCUGCUCCAUAUCCAAGUCAAACCUCUGGCGUGUACAAUAUUGCACAGCGUCCAUUGACUGUAACCCUUUCCGAAAUACCUGGGUUCCACAUCCAGUCAUCAUACCAGCCUGGCACCACAACACAGGUUCAGACAGGCCAGUCUGCGUCUACAUCUCAGGCUCAGUCCUCUGGCGCAUCAACGUUGUAUCAAGGGAUUAGCUCUGGCAGGUAUCUGACGUCACUGGGUCAUAUAAUUCCUUCCUCCUCCCAGUCUGUGGUCACUACAAACCAGACAUCUGGAUCCCAGACCCAGUCAUCAUACCAGCCUGGCACUACAACACUGCUUCAGACAGGCCAGUCUGCUUCUACAUCUCAGGCUCAGUCCUCUGGUGCAUCAACAUUGUAUCAAGGAAUUAGGAGGAAUGUGACUUCUCUGGGUCAUGGCUUUCCAUACUCAACCCAGUCUGUGGUGACUGCAAACCAGACAUCUGGAUCCCAGACCCAGUCAUCAUACCAGCCUGGCACCACAACACUGCUUCAGACAGGCCAGUCUGCUUCUACAUCUCAGGCUCUUGGCAGCCCUGGAGCUGCACCUUCAGGACAUGCUAAAUGGUACACCAUUGUACAAGGUCAGACAAUUCCAUCUUCUCAAGCGUCUGAAUCCCAGACCCAGUCAUCAUACCAGCCUAGCACUACAACACUGCUUCAGACAGGCCAGCCUGUUCUUCCUCAGAGUCAGCCUUCGGGAGCUUCUGCUCCAUAUCCAAGUCAAACCUCUGGCGUGUACAAUAUUGCACAGCGUCCAUUGACUGUAACCCUUUCCGAAAUACCUGGGUUCCACAUCCAGUCAUCAUACCAGCCUGGCACCACAACACAGGUUCAGACAGGCCAGUCUGCGUCUACAUCUCAGGCUCAGUCCUCUGGCGCAUCAACGUUGUAUCAAGGGAUUAGCUCUGGCAGGUAUCUGACGUCACUGGGUCAUAUAAUUCCUUCCUCCUCCCAGUCUGUGGUCACUACAAACCAGACAUCUGGAUCCCAGACCCAGUCAUCAUACCAGCCUGGCACUACAACACUGCUUCAGACAGGCCAGUCUGCUUCUACAUCUCAGGCUCAGUCCUCUGGUGCAUCAACAUUGUAUCAAGGAAUUAGGAGGAAUGUGACUUCUCUGGGUCAUGGCUUUCCAUACUCAACCCAGUCUGUGGUGACUUCAAACCAGACAUCUGGAUCCCAGACCCAGUCAUCAUACCAGCCUGGCACCACAACACUGCUUCAGACAGGCCAGUCUGCUUCUACAUCUCAGGCUCUUGGCAGCCAUGGAGCUGCACCUUCAGGACAUGCUAAAUGGUACACCAUUGUACAAGGUCAGACAAUUCCAUCUUCUCAAGCGUCUGGAUCCCAGACCCAGUCAUCAUACCAGCCUAGCACUACAACACUGCUUCAGACAGGCCAGCCUGUUCUUCCUCAGAGUCAGCCUUCGGGAGCUUCUGCUCCAUAUCCAAGUCAAACCUCUGGCGUGUACAAUAUUGCACAGCGUCCAUUGACUGCAACCCUUUCCGAAAUACCUGGGUUCCACAUCCAGUCAUCAUACCAGCCUGGCACUACAACACUGCUUCAGACAGGCCAGUCUGCGUCUACAUCUCAGGCUCAGUCCUCUGGCGCAUCAACAUUGUAUCAAGGAAUUAGGAGGAAUGUGACUUCUCUGGGUCAUGGCUUUCCAUACUCAACCCAGUCUGUGGUGACUGCAAACCAGACAUCUGGAUCCCAGACCCAGUCAUCAUACCAGCCUGGCACCACAACACUGCUUCAGACAGGCCUGUCUGCUUCUACAUCUCAGGCUCAGUCCUCUGGUGCCUCAACAUUCUAUCAAGGGAUUAGCUCUGGCAGGUAUCUGACUUCACUGGGUCAGAGCAUUCCAUCCUCCUCCCACUCUGUGGUCACUACAAACAAAAUCUCUGGAUUGCAGGACCAGUCAUUUCAGCCUGACACCACAACAAAUGCUUUGGUGGGUCAGUCUGCUUCUACAUCUUUGGCUCACGGCAACUUUCAGGCUCCAAAUUGGCAUACGAUAACUCCUCCUAGAUUCCAUAAUUUGCUACGGAACGUGUCGGUUUCUCAAUCUCUGAGCUCUGAUCCCCAAACAAGAACAAUCAACAAUAUUUUGCCGUUUCUGAACCAAAGUGCUGGGACUUCUGCCAUGUCUCAGAAUAAUGUACAGACCCCAGCAUUUCACACAUCUACACACUUCUCACCUGUCCCACAAACUGUUGCCACUCCCCCAGUCUCUCUACCCAAGCCUUGCCGACAGACACAAUGCUCAAUGGUGGAGAGUGCAAUUGCCUCUAUAGCAUCCAGCCAAACCUCUCCUCGUGUUGCCACAUCAUCUCAAGGCACAGGCUCUUUUGCUGCUGUACCCAUUCCAGGUACCUCACAGAAUUUUGCAGGCAUUGAUUUCCAGGGUACAUUGCCAGUACAUGACCAGUACAGCUCGGUGUGUAACUUUCCAUUUGGUUUCUGCAAUUCUCCUCAAGGAGCUGCAAACAACAAAUUUGUUCGAAGCCAGAGUGUACAGACACACAACCUGUGAACCAAGAAUUCAUGGGACACUUUCUGGAAUCAGUGCCUCAUCAGCAUUCUGUGUUCCACAAAGCUUUUCCAAUACACCUGAAAUUGUGAGCUCAGCCACUUACAGCUCCCCCCCAUUUCCCAACACCAGGCCCUCCUGACAAUCUCAACUGUAAGAUUAACUACUGAGUGCUUUGAUCGCUGACUGAAUAUGCUCAUUUGUGGUGCUUUUUAUUGUUUGCCUGAAUUUUUGUUGCAAUAAAAGGAGAAUGCACAUUUUGA